UUCAGUGUAACAACAUCUCUUUCGAUUUCGUGUGACUGCGCCAAGAAUAAAAAAAAACAACAACCAUGAGUUUAUUCAACGAAGAUGAAUUGACAGCUCCCGCCUGGAUAAAUCAAGAUUUCAUAAAAAUGGUAUUGGCAAAAUAUGAGAAUGUUGCAGAUGUAGAGAUCAUCAACUACGACAUGAGUCCGGCCAGCAUGAAGGGUGACCACUAUGCCAGCAUUAUGUUUCGCUGCAAAGUGGAAUAUCGUCUGGGCGACAACAUUGUCAAGAGGUCGCUGAUCAUGAAAACUCUGCCAGUGGAAGAGGAUAGUAAAAAACGAGAAUUUCUAAUGGAUUCCAAACUAUUUGAGACGGAAAUUAAAAUGUAUUCCGAAACAUUGCCGAAAUUUGAGAAAAUCUUGGCCGAGUGCGGUGAGCCAACCAAGUUAUCAGCUGGUUUAUUCUAUCACGCCCUGCAGCCCCAUAAAAUCCUGAUUAUGGAAGACUUGUGUGAGCUGGGUUUCAAUACUUUGCGUGGUCGUUACCUAACCGAAGAUGAACUUAAGGUGGUCUAUACAAAAUUGGCCAAACUCCAUGCUGUCUCGUAUAUGUUGGGUCAGGGUGAGGAACAUGAAUCGGUGGCCCAAUACCAGGAUGGUUUCAUGUCAAUCAGUCUGCCCAUGAUGAAGGAUAUGAUGUCGUAUGGCAUGAAACAUUUCUUGGAUGUACUGGAAUCGCGCGACGAAUUUGCCAUCUAUGUGGAUAAGGUUAAGGUGAUAUUCAAUGAAUUGGAAGAGGCAUGUAAGGAUCUCUUUAAUGCCUACAAAACCAAUGGCAAUAAAGGAGAUAUCUUCGUAUUAAAUCAUGGCGAUUUCCAUAUGAGAAAUAUGAUGUUUAAAUUGAAUUCCGAGGAAAGUGUAGAGGAUGUAAUGAUGGUCGAUUAUCAGAUAAGUUGUUAUGCUCCGUCUUGCAUUGAUUUGAUCUAUUCGCAAUUUAUGUUGAUGAGUCCUGAGCUGAGAAUGCGACGUCACAGUUUGAUACGUUUUUAUUUUACGGAAUUUUUAAGGAUUCUGAAGAAACUCGAUUUCGAAGGGAAACUGCCGAAAUAUUCACAAUUCCAGCAGUCGACCCUGAAAUAUCGGCAUUUUGUUAUGUACUGCAUGGGAGUUUUGCUACCCCUGGUCUUGGGCUUUCUGGCAAAACCCGCUGAGGAAUUAAAAGAAAUCGACACCACAAAAUUACCCGAAAAUCCCGAUAUGAAUGCCUAUUUAUAUUUCUCACCUGAAGUGUUUGAAGAAAUUCGCAACUUUAUGCCGGUACUACUGAACGAGGGUUAUCUGGAUUAGUUCCUGUCACCCUGUUGCCAUGUCAUAGUGAUAAGAUACAAGUUGAAGUGUUUAGAAUGGAUUGAAUAAAAUGAUAAUUAUUUUUUUUUUCGUUAGUUUAAUAGUCGUUGUUUUUCCAAUGUUAUAUUUAACAAUUAUAAACAUAAAUAAAAAAUUGAAUAAUUUAUGUAAA
This is a messenger RNA of Musca domestica (house fly), 1500 nucleotides long. RefSeq lists its product as uncharacterized. NCBI's taxonomy places the organism in Eukaryota, Metazoa, Arthropoda, Insecta, Diptera, Muscidae. Bases 66 to 1328 code for a protein of 420 amino acids. The record is from RefSeq and is a predicted model, not a curated record. The transcript is spliced from 4 exons.